Messenger RNA from Penicillium vulpinum, 1767 nucleotides. RefSeq lists its product as uncharacterized. Lineage: Eukaryota; Fungi; Ascomycota; Eurotiomycetes; Eurotiales; Aspergillaceae. The record is from RefSeq and is a predicted model, not a curated record. The coding region runs from base 1 to 1767 and encodes 588 amino acids. The transcript has a single exon.
AUGUCUCUAAUCAACGAUGAUGGAUGUGACCUUGCAAGUGAUAUCGAUGGAAUGAUUCAAGUUGUGUCUGAUGAGCACUCCGCCACAUCACUCAUCCUUGCCAAUUUGGUAGCCCGACGGAUGCGCGAAUUCCAGGAUAACGGAGACGAUUUCACCGGCCCUGAUACUGCACCACCAGAUCUCCUAGAAAGUCUUAGCUCAGAAAAUAUCGACGAUGUGAGCCACGAGUCCUUGCAAGAUAUAGCCUAUUCCAUGGAUCUCACGACCAUGCCUAACGACUUGUUGCUUCUGGUUCUCUCUAUGCUGCUGCAUGUUGAUACAAGACUUCCAAUCCCGGAGGACCUUCAUGCUCUGCAUGAAUUUGCCGAAGCAUCGUUAAUGCACCGAAAGCAUGUGGAAACAUGGUUGAGAUCUGAGCCGGCUCAAGGCACACUUGAACAAGUGUUCAAGCCAUGGAUGAACUACUACGGCUUCAAACCUGCCUACCAAUGCAGAGAGGAUAUUGCGGCCUAUAAAGCUAGUCGUGGUGGUGCUGGAUUUAACUAUGGGUAUGAGUUCGUGAAAGAAUGUCAAUGUACAAGCUGCCUCGCACUUCUCGGGAAUCUUGGGUUGGUCGAUUACAGGAACUACGACCAAAAUGGGAGGAGCUUUUUCCAUGCAGUAAUUGAGGGCGGAGACGCCGAAAGUGUGAUGUUCAUUGUCGCUAUCUUGCUGGAAGGAGGCUUAGAUCCUCGGCACUUUCCCACGUCUAUCGAUGGGAUGUCUAUUCCCCACCAUGUCGCUUUGAUGCACGACAAUGAUAUCUUUAGGGGUGUCGUGGAGUUUCUAGAGGAAGCCGGCUACCCUCUAUCUGUGUGGAACGAUGAUGGCCUCAAGCUCGAAUUGUGCAGCUUCAUCACGGCCGAAAUGGCCGAACAGCUCCUGUCGAAAGGAUUCAAUAUUACCAAGCUCCCCAGAAAUACACUUCCAAUGUAUCUGCCCGAGCAGAACGAUGAGUCAUCGUCAGAUGAGGAGCUGAACCGCGAUGCAGAAUAUGGCGAUCCGAUCAUCAGGGACGAAGAAUUCGACCCCGAAAAUGACACGCUUGACCCAGCAUCGAUUCAAUAUGAUCCUGUUGGGAUCAAUCCCAUCGAACUUGAUCCUACCUCUCGCACCAUUUGGCACAGGGCAAUCGAGAACCCCGAAGGUCCACGAAUCCUUGACUGGCUGUUGGAUCACUCGUAUACCCAACCAGGGUGUCGGAACAACUUCGACCGAGACUCCGGUGAGACUGCUCUGGUAGCCGGCGCAAGAGGAGACGAGCCGGCUGGCAUUGAUUGGUUCUGUCAACACUGUGAUCCCAUGGCAGGGCGGGUCCGAAAUUCCCAGGACACCGAGGCAGAUGAGAGCAUAGGUGCUUAUGCGUUACAAGUAGCAGCUCACAACUUGCGGCCAAAUUGUGACAUCAUUUUCAAAAAGCUUUUGCGUCAUGUGAACGCCCAAUUUUACUGGGAUGUUUCUAUAGUCAAGGGUUUGUAUUGGUUGAUUAUCAAGAAUUAUCGAGAUAUGUACCAAAGGUUGGAAGAUCACAGCGAGCCAGGACGGGAGAGAGCUCAGCAAAUGGCUCUCCUGCGCGCUCUUACUUCAUCUAAAACGCGAGCGCUGAAUACUAGACUGGAGCCUUUCUGGGAUACCUGGGGGCCCUCUGAACAGCGAAAUUGGCUCAUUCAGUACUGUACGAUUCUUAGAUUGAACUUCCUUGUGAAAGAUUUAUGUGCAGAUGAUUAG